This is a messenger RNA of Musca domestica (house fly), 669 nucleotides long. RefSeq lists its product as uncharacterized. The annotation marks the transcript as partial. The transcript has 2 exons. Lineage: Eukaryota; Metazoa; Arthropoda; Insecta; Diptera; Muscidae. The record is from RefSeq and is a predicted model, not a curated record.
AUUAACAGUCAAAAACAGAGGAGAGAAUUGCUACAAAUUGCUGUGAAAAUGUUUUUGGUUUAUAUUCCAACGAUAUUGGCCUACACCUUCAUAUCACUGUUGGUGGUGAUACUGGGCUUUAUUGUGAUCUAUGUCAGUCAUAAAAUCUACGUGACCAUAUAUGAUAAUUUGCCGGUGGCCCAGUUGUCUUCAGCGUCGUCAUCAACAUCGAAAAUAUCGCAGGGCAUCAAAAAGAUGGCCAAAUCUAGUUCAUUAGUCACUGGACCAAUUGCAAGAAAAUCCAAAACAGCUUUAAGAAUUAUUGUUACAUUGGAACCCUGCUAUUUGGCCUAUGCUGUGUACAAACUACGAAAUGCAACAGCAGCAGCAGCAUCACAUACCUCAGUUGGAGCAAUGACAUCGGGUCAUAGUUGUUUUGGUUUUACGCAGGAGGUGGGGCCCAUUCAAGAUUUGUGUUCAUCAAAUAACUACCAAGGCAAAUUUGUGGUCCAGUAUUAUGAUAAUUUAUCUGCCAUACCUACAAGACGUCGGCUGCACCUACAUUGUAGCAAUGCCUGUGAUAUGGAGGCGUACUAAUGACAGACAGACAGACAGUGUUCUGCUUCGAAGUAAAACUAUGCCAAACAAAAAUAGAAGCCUAACAUAGCUACGCCUAAAAAAAAAACAAAA